Bombyx mandarina (wild silkworm) is the source of this 2034-nucleotide messenger RNA. RefSeq lists its product as uncharacterized. The record is from RefSeq and is a predicted model, not a curated record. Lineage: Eukaryota; Metazoa; Arthropoda; Insecta; Lepidoptera; Bombycidae.
AUAACAAAUAAAUUUUAAAAACGGUAAAGACGGAUUUUUUAGUCAUGCCCGGUGUAAUUUUUAUUGUAAACGUCCCACAAAAACAACACCAGGAAGAUAUGAAGGAAAAAUACAUGAAAACGGAUGCUUUGGAAAAAGAAAAAUAUGAAAACACAUUUCAAAUUGUGAACGAACUGAAAGAAAAAAAGUUUGGUACGAAAAAAGAUGACCGUUAUAUGGAAAAUAAUACUAUUACUAUUUUGAAAAGCAAAUCAAUAGAUUAUUUGAACAAAGAAGAUGCAACAUCUAAUUUAUUUAAGUCACAUAGUGAAAAGACUUUAAAUUCAGAGGACUUGUCGUCAGACAGCAGUGGAAGUUUGAAAACAUCAUGGCGGGAGAUAAAACAAAUUAUAAAACCUAAAAAGAAUAAGUUUCGAAUAUCUACGCCCGUUCGUGGUGUUGAUAUUUUAAACGCUUUUCAUUGGGACACGCCGCUGGAAAAAAUUCUGUCCGAAGUAGUACUACGCUUGGGUGUAGAAAAUGCUUCGUGGUCAAGAACUAAUGACAACAAAUACUGGCAGGUUAUAUUUUCUGUGGAAUCAGGAAACUCGUGUGAAGAGCUGCUUCAAGUUUUGCGAACAUUGGGCAUCGGCUCUCGCUACCAAUCUUCUAUUAGUGUGGUCCCCAGCGCUUUGUAUUACAAAUCCACUAACAGCUUAGAAUACCAGCGACAACAACUUGGCUUUGAAAAUGAAUCCAACACUGCGUGGUCUCGGUUCUCAUCAUCGGUGCGUGCUCGGAACAACCUCGCCCAGGUCCUGCAUGACGUCAGACGGGGUGCGGCAUUGACGUUCGAUUGGCUGUUCCUUCUUGUGGUCGCAGCUUUUGUUGCAGCUUUCGGUCUCGUCGAAAACUCAACUGUUAUCCUAGUAGCUAGCAUGCUUAUUUCACCAUUGAUGGGUCCAAUAACAGCAGCCACUCUGGGCACGGCCGUCCGCGACCCGUCUCUACAGCUGAUGGGUAUAAUGCACGAGCUCUUAGGUUUGUUUCUGUCUUUGGUGAUCGGUUUCAUCUUUGGUCUGACGAUCUGUGCUCUGGACGAGUGGUAUGGAAUGGUCGACGACUGGCCAACAUAUGAAAUGAUAACCAGAUGUGAGCUGCAUUCUUUAUGGGUAGGAAUAGCAAUAGCAAUACCGAGCGGUGCUGGAGUAGCAUUAGCUGUACUAGGAGAAUACACGGCGUCUCUUGUCGGAGUCGCUAUUUCAGCUUCUUUACUGCCACCGGCGGUUAACGCUGGACUCCUCUGGGCCAUGUCAUUAGUUCGUUUGAUCGUCCCAGUACAAGAAUCUCGAUGGGCUGUAACAAGACCCCUUGAGUUGGUUAAACUCGGAACGGCGUCUCUUUGUCUCACAUUAGUAAACAUCGCGUGUAUAUUUGUAGCCGGAGUGGCAGUCUACAAGGUUAAAAAAGUAUGUUCCCUCAGCGAAAGGGACAUUUCAUGGUGGGUGGGCAAUAAAAAUCGAUUGAACGAUUGUGAUCAAGACAUAAAAGAAAAUAGCAAGAUAUUCGAUGAAGUAUACAGCAAGUGGUGCAAUGAGGCUGACAAGAUAAAUCGAAAAGAGGAGGGGGUCCUGCCAUCUGUCAUUCACAGUGACACCGUCACGUACCGCCGAAACCAAGGAAUCGACCGACAGAAAGCCCAGAAUAUUGAAACUGUCUACUCGGAAAUGCACAAUGAAACUUAUACGCCGCUCGAUGACAAUAAGGAGAACAUUAUAAAUAACAAACUGAAUAACACUCCUAAGAUUGACAAUCAUAGCGAUCAUGGGACUGAUAAGAAAGGUAGUUUUUACAGUCCAGAGAAAGAAUUUCAAAAAGAAGAAACUGAAAAGAACAAUUACCCUAUAUUAGAACCAUCGCUUAGUUAUACUGUAGAUUCUCGAAAUCCUGUCAUUAUGUUAGAGUCUAGAUCUUUCCAUGUUUAAUUUAUUUGUGAAUUCGCUUUAGGAGCUACUAAGUUUAUUCGUGAUAAAAUACAUUUGUUUACUUAACAGU